AUGGGAUUCAAAUUUGAAAUUGUGUAUAAGCCCGGGAAGGAGAAUAGGGCUGCUGAUACUCUAUCUAGGCAAGACGAGUCACUUGAACUAAUGGGAUUUUCAUUAUGGCAGUAUGAUGAUGUGGAAGAAUGGGAAAGAGAGGUACUAGCUGAUCUGAAAUUGAGCAAAAUUCUGCAGCAACUCAUUACCGAUAAAGAGGGGGUAGAAGGGUACAGCGUGAUACAUGGCUGUCUACACUACAAGGAGAGGUUAGUUCUACCAAAGGAGUCCACCAGAAUUCCUUUGCUCCUUAAAGAAUAUCAUGACUCCCCAAUGGGGGGCCAUUCGGGCUACUUACGCACCUACAAGCGGCUGUCCAAUGAAUUGUUCAAGCAAGCCAGCACGCAACUCUGUCUCAGUUCCUCUUAUCAUCUAGAAUCAGAUGGGCAAACUGAGGUGUUAAAUAGAAGCUUAGAAACUUACUUGCGUUGCUUUGCAAAUGAGAAGCCUUCACAAUGGGCUAAAUGGCUAUCUUGGGCUGAGUAUUGGUAUAACACUUCCUAUCAUGGGGCAGCCGGUAUGACACCCUUUAAAGCAGUGUAUGGUCGGGAUUCUCCGGCAUUCUUGAAGUUGAGUGGUGAACCUUCAGCUAUAGAGGAUGUAAACGAGCAAAUUCAGGCUUGGAAUCAGAUCAUCUCCCUUUUACGGGACAAUUUGGCUAAGGCUCAAAGCAAAAUGAAAGAGCAAGCCAAUAAACAUAGAAGAGAUGUCCAGUUCAAUGUUGGAGAUUUUGUCUAUGUGAAAUUGAGACCUUACAGGCUGAAAAUGUUGGCUAAGAGAGUCAAUGAAAAGUUGAGCCCUCGUUUUUAUGGCCCUUUCAAGGUUCUUGCAAAAGUUGGGAAUGUAGCCUACAAACUGGAAUUACCACCCACAGCUCGCAUUCACCUGGUAUUUCAUGUUUCACAGCUGAAACAAUCUGUGCCUUCGAUAGUGGUGAAUCCUACCAUUCCUCCAGCCCUUACUAGUGAACUAGAACUACAAGUGCAGCCCGAAGAUAUUAGAAGGGUUCGUCGGCUUAUGAAUGGACAGCAAGAAGUGUUGGUUAAAUGGCAUGAUCUACCUGAAUUUGAAAAUUCCUGGGAAGGUGCAGGCCUGAUUUGCAAACAAUUUCCAGCAUUUCCCCUUGAGGAUAAGGUGAAACUUUAG
This is a messenger RNA of Prosopis cineraria, 1185 nucleotides long. RefSeq lists its product as uncharacterized. Lineage: Eukaryota; Viridiplantae; Streptophyta; Magnoliopsida; Fabales; Fabaceae. The record is from RefSeq and is a predicted model, not a curated record. Bases 1 to 1185 code for a protein of 394 amino acids. The transcript has 2 exons. Gene Ontology annotation, molecular function: nucleic acid binding.